Messenger RNA from Conger conger (European conger), 493 nucleotides. Its product is annotated as C-X-C motif chemokine 11-6-like. The record is from RefSeq and is a predicted model, not a curated record. The coding region runs from base 44 to 313 and encodes 89 amino acids. The transcript is spliced from 4 exons. NCBI's taxonomy places the organism in Eukaryota, Metazoa, Chordata, Actinopteri, Anguilliformes, Congridae. Gene Ontology annotation, cellular component: extracellular region. Gene Ontology annotation, biological process: antimicrobial humoral immune response mediated by antimicrobial peptide; chemokine-mediated signaling pathway; inflammatory response. Gene Ontology annotation, molecular function: chemokine activity; CXCR chemokine receptor binding.
CUGUCAAGACCCACAAAGAAGAGACACCUCACCUGCAAGAACCAUGAGAUCUGCUGCUUUCAUCCUGCUGGCCUGCCUGCUGCUUGUAGAUGUUAGAGGCAUGGCGAUAUCUUCCAGGGGUCGGUGCCUUUGCAUGGAUGCUGGUGUGAACUUCAUUAAACCCAAACUGAUUAAGAAGGUAGAGGCCAUGUAUCCCAGCCCAUCCUGCCAGAACCUGGAGAUCAUUGUUACCUUGAAAGGAAGUGGAGAAAAGAAGUGCUUGAAUCCAGCCUCACGGUUUGCCAAGAACUUCAUCAAGGAUGCACAAAAGUAAAAGAGGACCCAGAAGUUACAUUUUGGACUCGUCCUUUCACGGCAACCAUGAGCAGGUUCUGCUGUGAGAAGAUGCACCUGUUUGUAACCAUUAUGUGUUCCACAUGGAAUUCAGAAACUGUGAUAAUAUUUACAAUUAAUGCACUGAAAUACACAUAUUGGAAAAUGGAAACGCACUCAA